AUGUAAAUAAAAAUAGAAUAUUUUCACCCAAUAUCAGAAGCUAAGAUUAAUGAAACUCCAAUCUAUAGGCAUCCAAAAGCUAAAGUAAAAAUAAACUAAUAUUUAGAAUGGAUACCUGUUACCACUAGAUAAUAGAAAGAUGAAUAUGCAGUAGUAACUUCUAAUCUAAUUUGAAAAGUUCUAUGAUAAGUAAACCUUGGGAACUUACAAUGAAUAAACCCAAAGUUACGAUCAUAUAUCAUAUAAAGUUUGAAAUAGAUAGUGAUUAUAGGAAGUGCUACAAAUUGCAACAUAAUUAGGUUCAUCCCUUUGUCAACAAAAUUCUAUCAUAGAAGUAAGAGAUUAGCAAAAUAAUGUCAUUCGACCAGUUGGAAUUUAUUUAUCCAAUAGAAGAGAAUGGACACUAAUAGAUGUAGCGUGUAUAUUAUAUGGUUUUACAUCUUGUUCAUUCUAUGAUACUCUUGGAAUUGAAAACAUACCUUAUUCAAUGAAUCUUACAUAAGUAAGGUAUAAUUAUAUAAUUAAUAUUUAGCGUAUGUUUUGUAUAAGCUAGUACAAUAGGAUUUAUAGCUUCAUCAAACUUGCCUUACUUAAAAACGAUAGUAACUGUAGGAUUUCAAGAUCCUAAUAUCUUAAAUAAAUUAAAAGAUCAAUAGAAAGAAGUAAUUACUUGGGAUGACUUCAUUUAAAGAUCGAAUGAAAAUAUUUAACCAUAUCCAAAAUUGAAUCCAUUAGAUCCAUUAACAAUAGUAUUUACAAGUGGAACAACUGGGGAACCAAAGGCUGCCAUUUAGACUCAUCUUAAUCUUACUUCAAGACUAGCUCAAUUUGAACAUUCAGAAACCUUUGGAUUUACAUAAGAUGAUGUUUAUUUGUCUUAUUUACCAUUGCCACACACUUUUGAAAGAGUAAUGCAUUUGGCAGCUUUAUCAGGAGGAGCAUAAAUCAAUUAUUUUAGUGGAAACAUAUAAACCAUAGCUAGAGACAUUCAAAGAUGCAGACCAACUUAUUUUUGUGGAGUACCAAGAAUUUUUAAUAGAUUUUAUGAAGGAAUUUAGACUUAAUUAAAUUCUUUACCCUCUGAAAUUUAAUAAAAGUUUGAAGUUGCUUUAGCUGAAAAAAUAUAAUAUUAUAGAAACACAGGAAAAACUACACAUGAUUAAUUAGAUGAGGCUUUUAUUAAGACUAAAGCUAUUUUUGGUGGGAGAUAAAGAAUCAUGAUUACUGGAGCUGCUCCAAUCUCAGCAUAAAUUUUGGAAUACUUAAAAGUGACAUUAUGUUGUUAAAUUAUUGAAGGAUAUGGUUAAACAGAAACUACAGCUGCUUCAUUUCUAACUGAUUAUUAUGAUCCAGUAUGUGGGCAUAUUGGUGGACCAACAACAUCUUAAGAAUUCAAAUUAGUAAGUGUUCCAGAGAUGGAUUACUUAAUAGAUUAAAUUAUUGAUGGCCAAAAGAAAAUUAGAGGAGAACUCUGUAUGAGAGGACCUAGUAUUAUUAUGAGUUAUUUCAAUAAUAUUUAAUCAACAAAAGAAACUAUUGAUGAAGAUGGUUGGUUAUAUACAGGUGAUAUUGGAGAGAUAAUUGAUGGAGCACUUAAAUUGAUUGACAGAAAAAAGAAUCUAUUUAAACUAUCUCAAGGUGAAUAUGUAUCACCAGAAAGAAUUGAAAAUUGUUACUUAAGAGUUAAAGGCAUAUCUGAAGUUGUCAUUUUUGGUAAUUCUAUAUGUGAUUAUUGUGUUGGAGUUAUUGUUCCAGAAUAUACAUUUUUGUAAGAAUGGGCAGCUAAAUUAAAUGUCUAAGGAGAUCUUCAAUAAUUAUGUAAGGAUAAAUCUAUUAGAGCUUAUGUUUUAAAAUUAGUCAAUUAAUAAGUAUAUAUUCAUAUAUUAUCUAUAGGGAAAACAAGAUAAUUUAAAUAGAUUUGAACAAAUCAAAAAUGUUUACUUGGAACCAAGACCAUUUGUAUAAGUAGGCAUAUUAACUGAAACUAUGAAAAUGCAAAGACAUAAAGCCAAAUUACAUUAUUAAGAUAUCAUUCAAUUCCUUUAUUAAGAAAUUUGA
This is a messenger RNA of Paramecium primaurelia, 2058 nucleotides long. NCBI's taxonomy places the organism in Eukaryota, Ciliophora, Oligohymenophorea, Peniculida, Parameciidae. The record is from the annotation of a GenBank genome assembly.